CCAGUUUUGUUUGGUUCUUGGAGCCAUGACAGAUUUGAAAAGGAAUCAGAUCUACAGUGUCUUUGAUAUGCUUGAUAUUGAUGGCUCUGGACAAAUUGAUUUUGACGAAUUUUACCUUCUGACUUGCAUUCUCAUCUCCUUAAAGGACAAAGAUGAGAAACAGUUUAUUUACCGUCAUUCCCGAACCGUCUUCGAACUCCUGGACGAAGAUGGAUCACAAAGCAUUUCAGCUCAAGAGUUCUCUGCCUUUGGGUUCCUCUUCAAUUUCUAUGGUGAUGCCGUCAAACAGAUCUUCACCGACUUUGACAUAUCUGGCGAUCAGGAACUCGACUACAAAGAGUUUAAGAUGUUUGCUAUGGCCUGCAUUGAUCGACAGAACGAGAUUGAUCGUCAAAAACGGGAAGAGCAGGAACGUCAAAAGAGGAGACGAGAAGCAAAGGCUUUAAAACGUCUGGCUCUAGGGGGCGGAACCUGGGCGUAUAUCCGAACAUCUUGUACAUGUAAUAUCUUGUGACUCGACCAAGUUCAUGAGCAAGUUAUUUAAAGAUAGGAGACGCAAACAUUGAAUAGACCGAAUGAGAGCUCCAACGUUAUGACUGAGGGAAACCGAACAUCGGAAGAAGAUUCUAUAAUGAAGGGUCAAGUCCACCACAUGAAAAAACAAUGAUUUUAAAUAAUAUUAAUAAGAAAAAAUAAAGAAGCAAAUGAUUUUUUUUUCAAAAUUGGAUGCAAAAUCAGAAAGAUAUGACAUUUAAAAGUUUCGCUUGUUCUUCAAAAAACAGUUUUGUGCACAAAUAUGCAAAUGAGAGAGUCGAUGAUGUCACUCACUUGUUCUUUUGUUUUUUAUUGUUUUAAUUACACGAUAUUUCAAUUUUUACGGAUUUGACAAUAAGGACCAUCUUGAUUGAAACACAAUCAUAUAUUAAAUAAUAAAAAGAAAAGAAACAGUGAGUUAAUGUCAAUGACGAUCUCACUUGCAUAUCACUGAGUUGUGCAUAAAUAACUUUUUUGUGAAAAGCAAGCGAAGCUUUACAAUGUCAUAAUUUUUAUAUUUUGCAUCCAAUAUUGAUGAAAUUUUCAGUGUUCAGCUUAAUUUAUUUGUUUUCUUUUCGAUUAAUAAUUUUUGUUGGGGUGAACUUUUCCAUUUGUAUAAUUUCCGUGCAUAAAUUAUGAUUAAGAUUAAUAACAACAAAAUCGGGAUAAACAUAUAAUCUUCCACAAAAUUUAAUGACAAACAUGACCAUGAACUCUCGAUCUUCUCCUGCCCCUUCUUGUAUAACUAGUAUUUUGAGUAUCCCGUCCCUACUCUGGUAUAGUUCAUAAUUUGCUCAGGUGGGCUGUAACCUGGAAAAACAUUGUGGCUUAGGGGGAGGCGGUGCCCCGCUACCCCUUGGAAUUUAGAAUUCUGUACAGUGGUCUAUAAAGGAAAUGAUUCUUUCGCCCAACCAUGUGAUAAAAAAUCACAAGGAAUGGCCUAGCAUGCGGAGAAAGAUUAUGUUUUUUAUAAUGAAUGUGAAUGAAAUGCGAGAAUACCUUAAGUUCUACACAUUCACUUAAAUUUCGAUUAAGAUGGGGCACUGAAGUGACAAUGGCAACAUACUGAGUGAAGUUGAGAUACAUAAUGAUAGACAGAAAAUGAUGAAAUUAUAUAGGAAUGAUUGUUUCAUCGGACAUUUUUUAUGUGGGUGGGUGCAAAAAUACAGUCUGUCAUCUUUUAUAUCGAACGAGGCGGCGUCAUGAUUCUUUUCAUAUCCAUUAUAAGCCUUCAAUAGAUAACACAGUUUAAGAUAUUAAUCAUUGAACAAAUACAUUAAAACAUUGCCUCGACUUCUUUA
Messenger RNA from Lytechinus pictus (painted urchin), 1835 nucleotides. Its product is annotated as EF-hand calcium-binding domain-containing protein 9-like. NCBI's taxonomy places the organism in Eukaryota, Metazoa, Echinodermata, Echinoidea, Temnopleuroida, Toxopneustidae. Gene Ontology annotation, cellular component: cytoplasm; sperm principal piece. The record is from RefSeq and is a predicted model, not a curated record. The transcript is spliced from 3 exons. Gene Ontology annotation, molecular function: calcium ion binding; calcium ion sensor activity. Gene Ontology annotation, biological process: flagellated sperm motility. Bases 26 to 514 code for a protein of 162 amino acids.